CAGGUCGUACUUUGGGCGGAUCCAUGUGCAGGUUGCAGUGUGGAUGGACAGGACAGCCUCUGAGGCUCCGCAGACUCCCUCCUUCACCCAACUCUGGAGGAGAAAAAUGGGAGCCAAGAAAGCCCCGAAAUACCGACUGUCACACGACACAGAAAGAGAGUUUGGAGGAACUCUGGGCGCCGUGUGCAUCCCCGUUUUCCUCCCACUGACUGUUCUCUUCCUGAUCUGUGUGAGCCAAUCAGCGGAGGCCAGCAUCCUGCAGUGGCCGCCCUGCCUCCCCUCCGCCGACCAGCUGUGGGACCCGCUGGCUCCCAUGCUGCUGCUGGCAUGGAUCGGACUGCACGCCCUCCUCUACUUGCUGCCGUUAGGGAAGGUUUCUGAAGGAUUAGCUCUGAGGGACGGAAGCCGCCUCAAGUAUCCCAUAAAUGGUUUCCACAGCCUGUGCAUCAGCGCCGUGUUGCUGUCGGUGCUGCUGGCGCUCGGUGCUCCUCUUGGAUAUCUGUGUGAGCUGCUGGUGCCGCUGGCGGUGUCUGCCGUCGCCGUGUCCUUCCUGUCCUCCGUCUACCUCUACAUCCGCUCUUUCUGGGCCCCCUCCCAUGCUCUGGCCCUGGGGGGAGACACAGGGAAUCCCCUCUAUGACUUCUUCAUUGGGCGGGAGCUGAACCCUCGGAUCGGAAACUUUGACCUUAAGUAUUUCUGUGAACUCAGACCAGGUCUGAUUGGUUGGGUGGUCAUUAACCUCGGGAUGCUGAUGAAGGAGGCGGAGCUUCGCGGUUCUCCUUCCCUCUCCAUGAUCCUGGUCAACUGGUUCCAGCUGCUUUAUGUGGCAGACGCUUUAUGGAACGAGGAGGCGGUUCUGACCACAAUGGACAUUGUGCAUGACGGCUUCGGGUUCAUGCUGGUGUUUGGCGACCUGGCCUGGGUUCCCUUCACCUACAGCCUGCAGGCUUCCUUCCUGGUUGCUCACCCUCAGAGUCUGUCUUCGCUCACGGCGGUGGCCAUAGUUGCCCUGAAUGGUGCUGGGUAUUACAUUUUCAGGAAAUCCAACUCACAGAAGAACCAGUUCAGGCGAGACCCGACUCACCCCAGCGUUUCAGGACUGGAGACCAUCGCCACAGCAACGGGGAAACGGCUGCUGGUGUCAGGCUGGUGGGGUCUCGUUCGUCAUCCUAAUUACCUCGGCGACCUCCUUAUGGCGCUGGCGUGGUCCCUGCCAUGUGGCUUCUCUCACCUCUUGCCGUACUUCUACGUGGUUUACUUCACCGUCCUGCUGGUUCACCGGGAGGCCCGGGACGAGAGGCAGUGCAGGGCCAAGUACGGACUCGCGUGGGACGCCUACUGUCGCCGAGUCCCCUACAGGAUCUUCCCGUAUAUUUACUGAAAAAGGACGACAUGCUGGAUUUUUUUUUUUUUUAUACUGGUGCACGACGUCACG
Poecilia latipinna (sailfin molly) is the source of this 1435-nucleotide messenger RNA. RefSeq names its product transmembrane 7 superfamily member 2 (gene tm7sf2). Gene Ontology annotation, biological process: cholesterol biosynthetic process. Lineage: Eukaryota; Metazoa; Chordata; Actinopteri; Cyprinodontiformes; Poeciliidae. Bases 44 to 1381 code for a protein of 445 amino acids. The record is from RefSeq and is a predicted model, not a curated record. The transcript is spliced from 11 exons. Gene Ontology annotation, molecular function: Delta14-sterol reductase activity. Gene Ontology annotation, cellular component: nuclear inner membrane; endoplasmic reticulum membrane.